GCGCGGGCGGGACGGGACGGGAGAGCGGCGGGGCCGGGGCCGGUGCCGGUGCGGAGGGAGCGGCGGGUCGGUCGGUGCCCCCUCGGUGCCCCCUCGGUUCCCCCCCGGUUCCCCCCGGUAGCCGCGAUGCCCAACUUCUCCGGGAACUGGAAGAUGAAGAGCUCGGAAAACUUUGAGGAGCUGCUGAAGGCGUUGGGCGUCAACAUGAUGCUGAGGAAGAUCGCGGUGGCGGCGGCCUCGAAGCCGGCGGUGGAGAUCAAGCAGGACGGGGAAACCUUCUACAUCAAGACCUCGACCACCGUCCGCACCACCGAGAUCAGCUUCCGGAUCGGCGAGGAGUUCGAGGAGCAGACGGUGGACGGGCGGCCCUGCAAGAGCUUGGCCAAGUGGGAAAGCGAGAACAAGAUGGUGUGUGAGCAGCGGCUGCUGAAGGGCGAAGGGCCCAAGACGGGCUGGUCCAGGGAGAUGACCAACGAUGGGGAGCUCAUCCUGACGAUGACAGCCGACGACGUCGUCUGCACCAGGGUCUACGUCCGGGAGUGACGCCCUCCCCCCCGCUCCGCUGACCCCCCGCCACCGCGCCGGUGUCCCCGUCCUCCCCCAACCCCCUCCCCAGCCCCAUGACCCCCUCCCCAGCCCCCACCACCCCCCCUCUAUGUCCCCUCCGGGCCCCUCCACUCCUCCCACAGCCACGGGGAGGGGGUCGCAUCUUCCCACUGGGUUAAAUCAGAGAAACCCCUUUUUUUUUUUUGGGGGGGGGGGGGGUGGGUUUUCGCACAUCCCCCCCGCGCGCGGGGGUCUCUCUGGGGGUGGAAAAUCUCGAUUUCUGGCCCCGUUCUGCUGCUGCCCUCGGCGCGGACAAAGCGCCCGGUUUUUGGAGAGGCGCCGGCGACGCGGUGGGGGGUAACGCAGCCGCCUCCCUGGACCUUUGGGUUGGUUUUAACUGUUUUUGGUUCAGUUUGAUUUGUUUUGUUUUUUUUUUUUCUUAUUUUUAUGGUUCUUUUUUUUUAAUUGUUUAAUGCGCCCCUGGCCCUCGCCCUGCCCCGGGGCUGCGCUCGCUCCCCCCCUCCCCAGUAUUUAUUUGUGAAUAUUGUAUCGGAAGGAAACACCAAACCACCCGAAGCCGGUGGCACCGCGGCCGUUGCAGCUCCGGGACCGAACCCCCCCCCCGCCCCCCCCCACCCCGGGAUCGUCCCCGCCACCUCCCUCCUCUUUUCAAUAAAUAGCCUCCAACCCCCCCA
Messenger RNA from Phalacrocorax carbo (great cormorant), 1241 nucleotides. The record is from RefSeq and is a predicted model, not a curated record. NCBI's taxonomy places the organism in Eukaryota, Metazoa, Chordata, Aves, Suliformes, Phalacrocoracidae.